Molecule: messenger RNA, 942 nt
Organism: Heteronotia binoei (common prickly gecko)
Lineage: Eukaryota; Metazoa; Chordata; Lepidosauria; Squamata; Gekkonidae
Gene: TIMM8B
Product: translocase of inner mitochondrial membrane 8 homolog B
Exons: 2
Coding region: 116-370 (84 amino acids)
Source: RefSeq, a predicted model, not a curated record
AAGGUCACCGGCCCACCCGGAACCGGAAACGCGGCUCGCCCUUCGGCCGGGUCAGGGGGCGCUUCCGGUCGGUGCCUAGAGCGGCCCCGGAAGAGGAGGAGGCAGGCGCGGCGGCAUGGCGGAGCUGGGCGGGGAGGCCGAGGUGGCGGAGCUGCAGCGCCUGGUGGCGGCCGAGGAGCAGCGGGCCCGGUUCACCGCCCAGAUCCACAACUUCAUGGAAGUCUGCUGGGAUAAAUGCGUUGACAAAACAGGUGCCAAAUUGGACUCUCGAACUGAAACUUGCCUGGCCAACUGCGUCAAUCGCUUCAUAGACACAACAUUGUCCGUCACUAAUCGCUUUGCACAGGUAGUACAGAAAGGAGGGCAUUGAUGGCUCCAUCUCACACUGCGUGGAGUUCUGCAGAGGCCUUCUUGAUUUGACGCUGGCCACCGACAUCAUUGUUCUCCGUGACGGGAAGGUCUAUCUGAGUGCAGAAAGUCUUAUCACAGUUGUGAGAACAUAACUGGCCAUUGCUAGGAGAUGGUGAACAUGGUCAGUGAGAGCAACAGCUAGCCUUCAUGAUGUUUAAUAAAUCAGGAAAACUUUACCACUUGAUAAUAAUGGAAACCGAUUGCUUUGUGUUCCUUUGUCUGCACAGUGAGAUUUUUCCAGGUGUCAAAGGGUUUGCUUUAAUUUACAUGAGGUUUCAGAGAAUCAAUGAAAAGCAUGUUUCACAAGAGAACUUGAAAGUGAAGGAGAUGCUCGCUGGCUCCUGCGUCGGGUUACCGCUCACUUGAGUCAUCUGUGUAGCCCCUCCUGAUCUCAGAAUUGUUGUAUCGCUCAAACCUGCAAUUUGAUAUGGUUUGUACGACACAAAACAUUUUGAUGUAGCAUGCCGUGAUUCUGGCACUGAAUGUGCUAUGCAGAUGUACUAGUUUCCAUUAAAAGCCAUUCCUUAACAA